Messenger RNA from Anoplopoma fimbria (sablefish), 3861 nucleotides. RefSeq names its product gastrula zinc finger protein xFG20-1-like. Lineage: Eukaryota; Metazoa; Chordata; Actinopteri; Perciformes; Anoplopomatidae. The record is from RefSeq and is a predicted model, not a curated record. The transcript has 5 exons. The coding region runs from base 427 to 3774 and encodes 1115 amino acids.
CUCCUGAGGCUAACCAUGCUAACUUGAUCAAAGCGGAGUCCGGCUGAAGAGGGUUAUACCCGGGACCUCAAGCCAUUUAUUUCUCACCUUAGUUCUACUAGUCCAUCACGUCAUUCAUCAGAUACAACCGGAGCGGGAACACGUUUGUUUAAGUGGACUUUGGGCACAUUUUCGGGAUGUUUUCACCUCAGACUCGUCUCUGUUAGCCCAGCAUGCUAAGCGAAGCUAGCGUAGCUUGCUAGCUGAAAGAGACGGAGACGGAGCUCGGCCACACACCGAUAGUCGGAGAGACUUUUCGAUAGAGACUAAACUGUAUUAUUCAUGGCCCCACAAUAUCCAGAUGAAAUAUGAAAGGUAUAUGUGCUGUUCCCUGUAUGUGAAAUCUGACAAACGUGUGUUUGAACGUGUUUUGUAAUUGUUCAAAAAAUGUCUAAAGCACAAAUACUGAGAUCUUUAGUCAACCAGAGACUCACUGCAGCUGCUGAAGAGAUAUUUGAGCUGUUUGAAAGAACGAUAGCAGAGCACGAGGAGGAACUUUCUCGUUCCAAAGAGGAGAACGAGCGACAACGGAAACUCCUGGAUGCUGUUUUCAUCCCUGUAGUCCUGAUUCAAAGAGCAGUGUUUCCUGCAAACCUCAAGAAGUUUACAGUGGUUAAAGAAGAGGUUCUACCUGAGCAGCAGGAGUGGAGCUCAAGUCUGGACCAGGAGGACCCAGAGCCCUCACACAUUAAAGAGGAACAGGAGGAACUCUGGACCAGUCAGGAGGGAGAGCAGCUUCAAGGACUGGAGGAGGCUGAUAUCAAGUUCUCAUUCACUCCUGUGAAUAGAGAAGAAGAUGAAGAGGAAGCUCAGUCCUCACAGCUUCAUCAAAGACAAACUGAACAGAUGGAAACAGAAACUGAUGAAGAGGACUGUGGAGGACCAGAACCAGACAGGAACUCAGAUCCAGACAGUCCUUUAGAACCAGCUGCUCAUGAGACUUCACACGACUCUGAGACUGAUGACAGUAGAGAUUGGGAGGAGACUAAGGAACCUCAGUCAGAUUUAAACUCUAUGCAAAGCAAUGAAGUACCUGUAAGUGACAUGGUUUGUAAUACUAGAAACACAUCAAUUAGCUCCUCUGAAUGUGCUGGAAGCUUUGGCAACAAGGGACAUCUGAAGAUACACACUGAAAUCCAAACAGGAGUGAAACCAUUUCAAUGCUCAGUCUGUGGGAAAGGAUUUACUUUGAAGAGUUCUUUAAAGACUCACAUGAGACUUCAUACAGAAGAAAAACACUUCAGCUGCUCAGUUUGUAAUAAGAAAUUCAGAACCAGUGGCUAUUUAGUUGAACACGUGAAAAUCCAUUCUCAGGAGAAACCAUACAGUUGUUUAGUCUGUGAUAAAAGUUUCACAAGGCAAAGAUAUCUGCGACAACACUCGCUCGUCCACACAGGGGAGAAAUCAUUCAGCUGUUCAGUUUGUAGUAAGAGUUUCACACGAAAGACAGAUCUGAGACGACACUUGCUCAUCCACACAGGAGAGAAACCAUUCAGUUGUUCACUUUGUAGUAAGGGUUUCACACGAAAGGGACACCUGAGACGACACUUUUCUGACCACACAGGGGAGAAACCUUUCAGUUGUUCAGUUUGUAGUAAGGGUUUCACACAAAAGACAGUUCUCAGACGACACUCGCUCGUCCACACAGGGGAGAAACCAUUCUGUUGUUCAGUUUGUAGUAAGGGUUUUGCACGAAAGACAGAUCUGAGACAACACUCGCUCGUCCACACAGGGGAGAAACCUUUCAGUUUCAUAUCUGGGCUGUUUGAAAGAACGAUAGCAGAGCACGAGGAGGAACUUUCUCGUUCUAAAGAGGAGAACGAGCGACAACGGAAACUACUGGACGCUGUUUUCAUCCCUGAAGUCCGGAUACACAGAGCAGAUUUGGUGACAAACCUGAGGUCUUUCUUGCUCAUUUGUCGGAUUCAACUUUGUGCUUUUGCUGUCGCUAUGCCGCGCUACAAAUCAAAUCCCGAUAAGCGCAGAAAAAAGGAUGCAGAGAGAAAGAAAAGAGCUCGCAUGGCAGAAACACUACAACAAAGAGAGUGUCGCAAAAAAAAGGAUGCAGAGAGAAAGAAAAGAACUCGCAUGACAGAAACACUACAACAAACAGAGUAUCGCAAAAAAAGGGAGUCAGAGAGACGGAAAGUAGCUCGCUUGACAGAAACCGAACAACAAACAGAGUAUCGACGGGCACUUUAUAUAACCAAGAAACGUCAACAACUAGCAAACGAAACGCCAGAAGCUGCAAAGCGCCGCAAAGACUCGCACAGACUAGCCAUGGCACAGCGCAGAGCACAACAAAGGGCAGAGGCUGCAGAACUUGGUCGAGCUCUGCACAGAGAAGCCAUGGCACAGCACAGAGCACAAGAAUCUCCAGAGGCAGCAGAACGCCGGCGAGUCUUGCACAGACAAGCAAUGGCACAGCACAGAGCCCAGGAAUCACCAGAGGUUGCAGAACGUCGGCGAGCACUGCACAGGCAAGCCAUGGCACGGCACAGAGCACGGCAAACACCAGAGGCUGCAGAACGACGGCGAGCUUUGCACAGACAAGCCAUGGCGCGGCGCAGAGCACGACAGAAGGCCGAGGCUGCAGGACACGGUCGAACCUUCCACAUACGAACCAUGGCACAGCGCAGAGAUGUCCAGCAGCUGUUGAUGAGAAGAGAGGUGGCUUCCCCUGAGCAGCAGGACUGGAGCUCCAGUCGGAACCAGGAGGACCCAGAGCCCCCACACAUUAAAGAAGAACAGGAGGAACUCUGGACCAGUCAGGAGGGAGAGCAGAUUCAAUGGCUAGAGGAGGCUGAUAUUAACUUCCAAUUCACUUCUGUCCCUGUGAAGAGUGAAGAUGAUGAUGAUGAUGAAGAGGAAGCUCAGUCCUCAGAGCUUUAUGAAAGCCAAACUGAGGAGAACAGAGAGGCAGAGCAUUUGAAAACAGAAGCUGAUGGAGAGGACUAUGUAGGACCAGAACCACCCAGGAACUCCGAUCCAGACAGUCCUUUAGAACCAGCUGCUUGUGAGACUUCACACUACUCUGAACCUGAGACUGAUGACAGUAGAGAUUGGGAGGAGACUAAGGAACCUCGGUCACAUUUAAACCCUCUGCAAACUACUAUCAGUGAUAUGGACAGUAAUACUGGGACAACAUCUAUCAGCUCUUCUGAAUGUGCUGGAAGCUUUGGCAACAAGGGACAUCUGAAGAAACACACUGGAAUCCAAUCAGGAGUGAAACUAUUUCUUUGUUCCAUUUGUGGCAAAAGAUUUGCACGCCAAAGUAUUCUAAGACGACACUUGACUGUCCACACAGGGGAGAAACCAUUCAGUUGUUCAGUUUGUAGUAAAAAGUUUGCACACGAUUUCAAUCUCAGAACACACUUGACUGUCCACUCUGGGGAGAAACCCUUUAGUUGCUCAGUUUGUAGCAAAACAUUCACACUAAAGCAAAAUCUGAGACGGCACUCGGCUACUCACACAGGGGACAAACCAUAUAAUUGUUUAGUUUGUGGUAAAAAAUUUGCACAAAAGGGACAUCUGAGAAGACACUUGACUGUCCACACGGGGGAGAAACCAUUCGGUUGUUCAUAUUGUAGUAAAAAAUUCACACAAAAGGGAGAUCUGGAACGACACUUGACUGUCCACACAGGGGAGAAACCACUUAGCUGUACUGUUUGCGACAAAAGAUUCACUCGGCUCUGUUAUGUCAAAAAUCACAAGUGUGUCGGUUCGAGCAGCUAAGAUCUGUCAGACUGGUACGGACUCCAUAAUAAGCUUUUUUUUUCAGCUAAAAUGAACCUACACAACAAUUUAGAUUAUUUUAUUUGU